Ricinus communis (castor bean) is the source of this 719-nucleotide messenger RNA. RefSeq lists its product as uncharacterized. Bases 74 to 532 code for a protein of 152 amino acids. Gene Ontology annotation, molecular function: microtubule binding. NCBI's taxonomy places the organism in Eukaryota, Viridiplantae, Streptophyta, Magnoliopsida, Malpighiales, Euphorbiaceae. Gene Ontology annotation, biological process: mitotic cell cycle; chromosome segregation; cell division. The record is from RefSeq and is a predicted model, not a curated record. The transcript has 5 exons. Gene Ontology annotation, cellular component: outer kinetochore; spindle microtubule.
AAGUAUUUUUGGCGCGGCUUAAGCAAAACAAAGCAUAAAAAUCGAGUGCAGUGAAACCCUAGAAAGGGGGGAAAUGGGGCAUCACAGUCACCAAGCAGCAGAUAAUGUGGUGAAUCUGUUAAAAAAGGCAAAUCAUGACCUUAUUUUGGUUCAAUUAAAGCUCGAGAAGGAGUUUCAACAAGUUUAUCCCGAUAAUGCAAAUCCUAUGAAGUUAGUCAAUAGAAUAAAGAAGAUACAAGAGGAUCUUUCUAUAUUGAAAGAACAGUGCGGCGAGCUUCUUGCUGCCAAACAGGAUUUGAUUGAUAAAGCUCGCACAAGUCUUGUUGGGAAUAGAAAUCAAAUACAGCGAAUGCAGGCAUCUGUGCGCAUUCCUCUCACUACUGUUGAUGAGGAUCCUGCAUUUGCUAAUUUCAACCAGAUAAUUGACGAGUGGACAGCUCAGGUCAGAUCAAGAACAGGGGAUGAAGGGCAGAAUUCAGAAUCAGAGGAUAUAAACAAUUUACUCUUCUCAGCUAUAGUUCACAGUAAUUGAAUAGCCUUGUUGACUAUAAGAUUCUUCAGUUAUGCUCCUUUGAAACAUUGUUGGAAGAGGACUCUGCAUUCAGUUUAAAGUUCUAAUUGUGCCUGUUUGGAGGUGUAAUUUUCUGUAUUGUGAGACAAAAUUUGUACAGACUACUACAAAUACUUCUUGAUGUCAUGCUAGUUUUCUGCAUUUAAUA